Messenger RNA from Oenanthe melanoleuca, 4462 nucleotides. RefSeq names its product inversin (gene INVS). Gene Ontology annotation, molecular function: protein binding. The record is from RefSeq and is a predicted model, not a curated record. The coding region runs from base 226 to 3549 and encodes 1107 amino acids. Lineage: Eukaryota; Metazoa; Chordata; Aves; Passeriformes; Muscicapidae. Gene Ontology annotation, biological process: protein localization to ciliary inversin compartment. Gene Ontology annotation, cellular component: ciliary inversin compartment. The transcript has 17 exons.
GGAACCGUAGUUCCGGGAAGGGGAGGGCAGGGAGGAGAGAAAAGGAAAGGAGAGAGGGAGAGAAAGAGGGAGGAGGCGUGGAUCCCAGAGCGCACCGGGGCUGUCUGCGGGGCGGCGCCUGGAGGCGGCGGCGGCGCGAUGAGGGGAAGGGCGGGGUGGAGAACUGAAUUUCUACAAAGAAUGUUGGUGGCACAGAUCUGACCUAUAGUAGUACCUUGAAAGAGUAUGAAUAUUUCAGCAAACUGCCUCUUCAGUGGUUCCUCGUUAGCAUCUGAAGUGCAUGCUGCUGCUGUUAAUGGAGAUAAGAGUACCCUCCAAAAGCUAAUAGCAGGAAACUCUGAGCUGAAAGACAAAGAGGACCAGUUUGGAAGAACUCCCCUUAUGUACUGUGUGCUGGCUGACAGGCUGGACUGUGCAGAGGCGUUGCUGAAGGCUGGAGCUGAUGUUAACAGAGCUGAUCGCAGCCGAAGAACUGCUCUCCAUCUUGCUGCACAGAAGGGAAAUUACCGCUUCAUGAAACUUUUACUGGCUCGUAGAGGAAACUGGAUGCAGAAGGACUUAGAGGAUAUGACACCAUUACAUUUAACUACACGUCACAAAAGUCCAAAAUGUUUAGCUUUGUUGUUAAAACAUAUGGCACCUGGAGAAGUGGAUACCCAGGACAGAAACAAGCAAACUGCAUUGCAUUGGAGUGCCUACUACAAUAACCCAGAGCACGUGAAGCUUCUCAUAAAACAUGAUUCAAAUAUUGGAAUUCCUGAUAUUGAAGGAAAAAUCCCACUUCACUGGGCAGCUAAUAACAAGGACCCUAGUGCAAUCCACACAGUGAAAUGUAUUCUGGAAGCUGCACCUACAGAAUCUCUGCUUAACUGGCAAGACUAUGAAGGACGAACUCCUCUUCAUUUUGCUGUUGCAGAUGGGAAUGUAGCAGUUGUGGAUGUCCUGACCUCCUAUGAAGGCUGCAAUGUGACAUCUUAUGACAACUUGUUUCGAACUCCCCUCCAUUGGGCAGCCUUACUUGGUCAUUCACAGAUUGUCCAUCUCUUACUAGAAAGAAAUAAGUUUGGAACUAUCCCAUCUGAUAGUCAAGGUGCAACACCCCUACAUUAUGCAGCACAGAGCAACUUUGCUGAAACAGUUGAAGUAUUUUUGAAACAUCCUUCUGUAAAAGAUGACUCAGAUCUUGAGGGAAGAACGUCCUUUAUGUGGGCAGCUGGCAAAGGCAGUGAUGAUGUCAUUAGGACUAUGCUGACUUUAAAAUUGGAUAUUGAUAUCAAUAUGACAGACAAAUACGCCGGCACAGCAUUACACGCUGCUGCCCUUUCUGGCCACGUCAGCACAGUGAAACUGCUGCUGGAGCACAAAGCACAGGUGGAUGCUCUGGAUGUGAUGAAACACACCCCGCUUUUCCGAGCCUGUGAGAUGGGUCACAAGGAAGUGAUUCAAACACUCAUUAAAGGAGGAGCAAGAGUAGAUUUGGUUGACCAAGAUGGCCAUUCACCCCUUCACUGGGCAGCCCUGGGAGGAAAUGCUGAUGUGUGCCAAAUCCUGAUAGAAAAUAAAAUCAACCCUAAUGUGCAGGAUUAUGCAGGAAGAACACCUCUGCAGUGUGCUGCUUAUGGAGGCUACAUUAACUGCAUGGUAGUGUUGCUGGAAAACAAUGCAGAUCCAAAUAUUCAGGAUAAAGAGGGCAGAACUGCCCUGCACUGGCUCUGUAACAAUGGCUACCUUGAUGCUAUAAAGUUACUGCUCGGCUUUGAUGCUUUCCCCAAUCACAUGGAGAACAGCGAGGAGAGAUAUACUCCACUCGAUUAUGCCUUGCUUGGUGAACACCAUGAAGUGAUUCAGUUCAUGUUAGAACACGGGGCUCUGUCUAUAGCUGCCAUUCAGGAUAUUGCUGCUUUCAAAAUUCAGGCUGUCUACAAAGGAUACAAAGUUAGAAAGGCUUUUCAAGAGAGGAAGAAUCUUUUAAUGAAACAUGAACAGCUGAGAAAAGAUGCUGCUGCCAAGAAACGUGAAGAGGAAAGUAAGAGGAAAGAAGCCAAGCUGCAGAAAGGGAUGCAGAGUGUGGAACAAAACAAGUUUAGAGUACAACAGAAUCCUGCAAAUUGGGAGAAGGCCACCAGUGUCCCCCAGAUACCCAACAAAGCAGCUGACACACAGAGCAAGAGGCUUCUGUCCCUCAAUGCUUCACAGAUCCAGCCAGGGAGAAACAGCAGAGGUUCACCUAAAGCUGGUCAUGACAAAGGGACCCCAAAGGAGAGCUGCCUGUCAGCAGAGCCUCAGAGUGAAGGCCAUGAGAUCAGGCGAGAUUCAUUGAGGAAACACAUCAAAAGCAAGUCAAGUUGUGUCCAUUUCCAUUGUGGCAAAGCAAACGAGGGAACAAAAGUUGAGGUGAAAUACGAGGUUGCAGCUGCUGCAGAACUGGGUGGAGCAAAGCUCAAGGAGCACGCUGCCGACACAACAGGUGCCUGUGCUCGGAGGAGCAAGAAGCUUUCUGCUUCUACCUGUAGGACUGCCAAUGCUGGGGAGAAGCUGAGGGAUCCAAGUCAGCCCCCCUCUGGCAAGAGGGACCACGGGGAAGGAAGGGCUGUGUUCUUCUGCGAUGUCGGCUGUGCCGCUGGAACGGCGCGGAACUCAAAGCUGGGUGAAGCUGCUUCCAAAGGCAAAAGGCACCAGCAGAAACCCAGAAAUAAAGAGGUAAAUGAUAAGAGAUGUUCACCAGCUGGUUCUAGUAGACCAGGAAGUGCCAAAACAGUAUUUGUAAGCACCAGAAAUGACAGCCUGCAUGCUGUAGAACAAACUGUCAAAGUGGGAAACAAUGAAAUAGCAAAAAAGGCCUCUUCAUUAUUGUCUGCUGAGGCAGAACCUACCAGGACUGUGCCAAGAAACCCAACAGCAUGUUCUGCUUCUGAUGGCAGUUUGAACUUGGAAAAAACAGGCAUAGUUAGAUCCAGGAAUGCAGAUGAUCAAUUAUGUUCUGUUCCAUGGCAAAGUACAAAUAUUGAACUAAUCCCUUUAGAGAUUCGAAUGCAGAUCAUAGAAAAAGAAAGAAAAAGAAAAGAGCUUUUUCGGAAGAAGAACUACGCUGCCACAGUCAUACAGAGGACGUGGAGAAGUUACCAGCUAAGACAGGAGUUGUUUCAGCUCCUUAGUGCUAAGCGGCAGUGCAAGGAAGAUGAAGACAAAUGGAGACAAGAGGCAGCUGCCUUCUUCAUUCAGGUUGCUUGGAAGAAGCAGCUGAACCAUAGCCCUCUGAAAUCAGUUCCUUCGUGUAAAAAUCUGAAAUCCGUAAACAAAACCAGCUCAGCCAUAAAAACCAGCAAGCACUCCAUCCUAAAGCAGAUAUAUGGACGUUCUCAGGAAGGCAAAGUGUGUCAGUCAACAAGAUCUCCUUCUAAGCUGAAACUUUCUGAUAUGCAGCUGGUCUCAGUGAGCAAUCUACAGUGUGUUAAUUUGCUGGAGAACAUGGAAAAAUCAAGGCAAUUUUCAUACAACAUGAGACCAAUCACUGCUGCAAAACAAAAAAAUACAAGACUCAAGCAUUAGCAAAACAGUGUUUGGAAUUUAAAAUCCAUUCCAGUACAACUGUUAUCUUUCAUAAUAUAUAAGCCAUCUAUGAUGUAUUAAACUUGAACAUUUUUCAGUUUUGUACUAUCACAGCAUUACAUGCCAAGCAGAUUUCUAAGGAGCUGGACUCAUUUUGUGUACAAACUGUUUUUUAAAUGCAACUGUUAAUUUCUUUACCAACACAGGAUGAAAUCUGAAUUGCAUUUGAAGACAGAAAAUGAAGCACUAAACCCAGUAUUUAUUGCCCCACUGUAGGGGCAAUCAAAGCUUUCCAUUGCAAAAUGUAGGAAUUUUGAAUAUGUUCAUCAAACAGAAUUUCAAGGAAGAGGGAAACCGUACUAAAGAUAUUACAGGUCCAAGAGACCAAUGUUCAAUUUUACCUCAAGUUCAUUAAAUUUCUCUCAAAAUCCAAGCAGGAAUGGAAGAACAGCCUUCAUGCUCCACUUCUCUACUAAAGAAACAAUAGUUCCUUAGCUAAGUAUGGACUUGGAAGGAAAUGUAGACAUGUUGACAAAAAACACUAAAGAAAUUCCUUUCACAACCUUUGGAAACUAUCACUUUGAAAUUAUCACCUAUUUUUUAAUAACUCUUUUUCUAUGUGCAUUAAAUAAAGAAGCAAGAAAAGAUGGGCCCUACUCUAGAAAAACAAAUACUUCUUUUAAUAGCUUUGGAGCUGCCACAGUGUACAGUAGUUACCUUGCACAAAGUAUUUAAAAAUAUGAACUCAGCAAAAAUAAAAAUUGUUACUCUAAAGCAUUAUUGUUUUCUAAUUUUUUUUUUCUGCUUGAUACUACACAAUUCUGCGUUUUUAAAAAUAAUGUGAUGCUUCAAAAUAAUAGAUGAGCAGAAUCAUUUUAAGUCUGUUUCUUCAAGCUCUUCAGCAUGAAGCAGU